UCUCUCUCUAAACUAGUUUGGUUGCUGCACUCUCCAGAUGUCUGUUGGUUAUCGAUAAUGUUAGAUCUCUUCACCGUGACGUUUGUAUCAUCAAUUAGGAAUUAAACACUUAAGGAUGAGUGUAAUUACAUCACGUGCUUCCAGAGGCCCUACCUCACCUUACAAGAUGUCUGAGAGAAAAGCUGUUAUCAAGAAUGCUGAUAUGUCUGAGGAUAUGCAGACAGAUGCUAUUGAAUGUGCGACUCAAGCUCUGGAGAAGUUCAACAUAGAGAAGGACAUUGCUGCUUAUAUCAAGAAAGAGUUUGAUAAGAAGUACAACCCGACAUGGCAUUGCAUUGUGGGUCGUAACUUUGGAAGUUAUGUCACCCAUGAAACCAAACAUUUUAUCUACUUCUAUUUGGGCCAAGUUGCUAUUCUUUUGUUCAAGUCAGGAUAGUUUAAGACUGAAGAAAUAUGAAAAUGUAUAAAUAUAUUAUAUAUAUAAAAGGAAGAAAAAAAUGCGAAAAGGAUGGGUAGCAUCUUUUUCUGUUAUUUAUUUUUUAUUUUCUUUUUCUUUCUCUCUUUCUUUAAGACACUUGAGUAAUGUUUCAUGGUGACCAUCUCCACUUCAGCUUCUGCCUGUUACUGUUACAAGGGUAGCUGCUAAAGAUUCUGCUCACAUCUUUUUUUUCUGGGUUUUUUUUUUUACUUUCUUCGUUAAACAGCUUUAAGACAGCACUCUGACCAUGCCCUAAACAAAUGGGCAACAUUUUAGCACAGAAAAAGAAUAACAAAAACAAAAACCAACCAACCAACCAAAUCUGCAAGUGAUGGCAAUUUUUUAUAUUCCUUUUAACUUUGAAUUAAACUUUCUCUUAACAUAAUUUGUCUUUGCCAGGAGUUGUAAGAAAACAAAUUAUAUAACACUGUGCAAGUAUUUAAUUUUAUCAUGAUAAUAAAAAUUAAAUCUUGCAAUUAUCAUUUUUUUUUUUUCUCUCUCCUCUAUAUUAUAUUCACGACUCAUUUUAAAAUCUGACCAGCUUCACCAUUGUCGAAAAGUAUGCAGACUGGGAUGGUAGCUAAUUGAUUCUAGUAGCCCUCAACCAUGACUGACUCGUUUUGUUUUUUCUCUCUCUCCUUCGUCCCCCCUAUUUGUUUUUGUUUGUUUUUUUAUAUAAUUUUUCUUUUUGUUUCCACUUAAGUAAAAUACGGUCAUUGCACAUGUUUAGUCCCAUCUCCCGGUUUUACCAGUGCUCAUUUAGGAACAUCUUUUCUCUGAACAGUCUUCCUCUUUUGAGCUGUAAAUAUUUUCUCCUCUCUAAAAUCUCAGCAAAUGGAAAGCAAAACCACAAAAAAAAAAAACCUGCUACUUUGCUCUAUAAAUGUGUCUGUUAUACAGAAUUUCCACUGUUAUAAUAAUAAUAAUAAUAAUAAUAUUGUAUGAAUUAAAGAUAACAAAGGCAUUUAGCUAUAAUCUGUUAGUUUGAAGGUGUGUAUGAAUGAUGUUUAAAGUUAGCUACUGUUGGUGUUUCUGGUUUUCUCUUCUACCAUUGUAACCUGUCAUAUUUUCUUUGACUACAUUUUUGUAAAUAUAAACUUUUCUGUGUUAUUUGACCUGUUAUUUUCUUUUUUUUGUUUUGUGUUUGUUUGCCAAAUGCGAGACAGCUAUUUGUCAAAUUUGUUCAUGAAUGAUUUUUUUUUUUUUAAUUUAACUUUAUUUUAGAACAAAAUUGGUUACAGAACAUUGUUAAAACUGUUUUAAAGUCAAUGAUGUAUAUUUAUAAGCACCGAUCUGAGUUGGAAGAAGAGACAAAAAAAAAAAAAAAAAAAA
Messenger RNA from Octopus sinensis (East Asian common octopus), 1810 nucleotides. Its product is annotated as dynein light chain LC6, flagellar outer arm. The transcript is spliced from 2 exons. Lineage: Eukaryota; Metazoa; Mollusca; Cephalopoda; Octopoda; Octopodidae. The coding region runs from base 116 to 436 and encodes 106 amino acids. Gene Ontology annotation, biological process: cilium assembly; microtubule-based process. Gene Ontology annotation, cellular component: cytoplasmic dynein complex. The record is from RefSeq and is a predicted model, not a curated record. Gene Ontology annotation, molecular function: dynein light intermediate chain binding; dynein intermediate chain binding.